Molecule: messenger RNA, 471 nt
Organism: Cannabis sativa
Lineage: Eukaryota; Viridiplantae; Streptophyta; Magnoliopsida; Rosales; Cannabaceae
Product: protein RADIALIS-like 2
Exons: 3
Coding region: 17-400 (127 amino acids)
Molecular function (GO): DNA-binding transcription factor activity
Source: RefSeq, a predicted model, not a curated record
AGCCGCAUCAUUAUACAUGUUGUGGAAGAGAGACGACGUUCUACAUGGUGUAUGGACAGAUAUACCAAAGGGUUGUUGGAGUUGGGAGGAGAACAAGUUGUUUGAGCUGGCUCUGGCCGUCGUUGACGAACAACACCCGCGUCGCUGGGAACUAGUGGCUGCCAUGAUUGGAGGGCAGAAGAGCGCACAGGAGGUGCUCAACCAUUAUGUUAUCCUUUUGGAGGAUGUGCAGGUCAUUGAUUCUGGUAAAUUGGAUCACAAACUCAAUACUCACUGCCCUCCUCUCUGCUGGACUGACCAAAAUAACAAAAUUCUGCUUCAUUUGAAUUGGAAUAAUCUGCUUUAUCGAUCUAGUAUAUCCAGAGAAGAAGCAUAUAUUGAUGAUUCUCAGCCAAAAUAACGAAUAUCAAUUAGAACGACGGAUCAUUAUGUAAUGAAGAAGCGAAAUUCGAAUAUAGAUUAGCCUUUGUC